GGCAUUUGGCUUUUUCCGUGUUUCAAAAAACAUUUCUUACCGUGCUCAUCUGGCGUCACACUCAUUUUCACUGGUAUCCUUGCAUUUCAAUCUCAAGCUUUAAAAGGAUUGGUGAUAAUCUGCAAGAUGAUAAUCAAUAUCGUCUUUCAAAACACACUCUCCGCAGUGUUGGAUGACGCUGCCUCAUCUCGGUUACAUAGCAUGUAUGGACAAACCUGCUCUAUAUCGGCUUGAAUGAAGACAGGUUGUGUGUAUUCAGGCAUUCUUGUAUAAAACCUUGUAGCGGGUGAAUAUUGUCAGCAAACAGGCCGAACUGACGGGGAAGUCCCAUUUCGAAAAAUUGAAUGACCAAGGCCCUUAGCCAUUUCCCAACGUCCCCUGCAAGCACAAGCCUUUUUUGCCCCAGUCAAUCUCCCUUUCAAGUUUUGUUUCUCUGCCUAAAAUAGCAAGUCUCUUUAAAAGUGUCUUUGAAGCCCAUUUAUCCAAUCACAUUUACCCAGCCCUACAUGGCCAAGAAAAAUUUUUGUUGUCUGUGCCAUCCACUGUGGGAAACAGGAGUUUAUUACCCUGUGUGCAGGCCUUACUGUGGAGGUGACUCGCUAAACAACGUGGCUUCCUCGGUAGGGAAAGGCAAGCCAGUAACAAACCUCGAUAGGGAAAAGCAAGGCCCGAUCCUUGCCCUGAAGGGCCGCUGGAAAAGUCGAUUCCUAUAUUAUAUGGUUGUUUGGAAUUCUGUCAUACAAUGAAUAAUUACGGCUAUCUCAUUAUCGAUUUGGAUAAUUACACAGUUGUUGCUUGUUUUUGAAAAGAAGAGGAAGGCAACUUAAGGUGAAAUGCAGAAGAAUUCUGGCAAUAUGCUCUUUAUAAAAGGGAAUAUUUUAUUCGUCUUGUUAUCAAGAUUUCGUCUUACUGCUGCAUUGGUUGAUUGUCCAGCCAUAAAUGUCCGCUGGUGGGAGAACAAACCAUACAUUUAUAAGGACGGCAACGGCAAUGGCAACCCCACUGGUGCACUGCCAUUGCUUUUUAACGGUGUUGGUAAACAGUGCUGUAAGGCACUUUCAGUCAACUGGGCCCAUCAGUUCAAAACGUACAAGGAAGCGUUAAAUGAAGUUGAAUCGAUUCGAAUGGAUGGAUCUACAGACAACUCCAGCGUGGACAUCUGGUUGCCGUUCUCUGUUUUGAAUUCUGGAAACGUUUCCCAAAUAAACAUUAUGAAUAGCAGUCAGAUAGUCAUUAUCGUUAUAGAGACAAGAAUGGAUAAACUGAAGUUUGUUUACGAAGGUUUCAAGAGAAUAACACCCCAGAUCAUUAUGAUUCUAAUGCUGACUAUAUUCUUUGGGAUUCUCAUAUGGAUAGCGGAAACAAGGUCCAAUUCGCAAUUCCCUGCGCCCUUUCCAAGAGGUGCGUGGCACGGAUUCUGGUGGGCUAUCGUGACAGUCACAACUGUUGGGUAUGGAGAUAAGUCUCCAAGAACAGGCGUUGGGAGAUUCAUUGGCAUUAUCUGGAUGGUCACUGGGUUGGUUUUAUUUCCCGUACUAACAGCAGAAGUGACGUCAAUUUUGACCGAUAACAGUUACUCCUUGGUUCUUAAAAAGGCUGGUGUUUUAAAAAACUCACUAGAAAUCAGACACGCCAUUGACCAUGGAGCUUUUGUACACGAAUGCGACUCGUACGAUCACUGCCUUCAAAUGCUCGUAAACGAAAGCAUUCAAGUGAUGUUGGUGGAUGUUCACGUUGCUGUGAAUCUGCAGUCAAGCAACAUUGUUCAAAAGGGUCACAUAACAGCCAAAAUACCUAUAAAUGCGUUUAUCCGUAAAAGAGACGAGUCAAAGAUAAAAGACUUCCAUGACUGCAUCAAUCGCAACCCUAGUGCUGUUACUGAAAGCCUCAAGAAAGUGCAAAACGAUGUCCAGCUUAUUGACUUCAGAGGUGUGAUAUUUUCAACUGGAACAAAAGAAAUUGCUCUCAUCCUAUUUGGAUUCGUGGUGGCAGUGUACCUCCUGGUGCUCAUAGCUGACACUGCCAUGCGCUAUAAAAAGAAGAAAAAUAAGAUUGGAGAUUUUAGGGAAGGUGUAUUCAUGGAAAACAAGGUCAUCAAAAAUGGCUCAGAGCAAGAUAUACAAGAACAUGAAGAUCCGACAGAGCAAUUAAGGCAAUUACUAAAGAAACAGCGGCAACAGUUGGCUGAUCUUCAACAGAGUUUCGAAGAACUGGAAAAAAGGGUCGAUAUCUAAUGCUACCUUGGAACGAGUCAUCAUCUUUAUGAUCACUUUCAUCAGGAUAUGAUUCUUGAUGCAACGGAUUGUUAGUUGGUCAAUGUUCGCUGUGUGCCGUGUUUUGUGCGACUGAGCGGUGCAAGCAGGUUUUUUUCUGUUUGUUUGUAGCUUUCACUUAUCACAACAGACAGGACGAUGUUGAUAAUAGAGAGAGAGAGAUUAACGAUGCAUUGUAUAACAACUGAUGAAAGAUGGUUGUGAUGUUAAACUCGAGUGAAAAACUGUAUAUCAACGCAGCCCUGUCUCUCUCUCUCUCUCGCUUUCUCUCGCUGUCUUUGGCUCUCUCACGCUUUCUUUUGCUAAAGCUAUCAUACACAGUAUCAUUAAUCUAGGUUGCUUUUAAAGUUUUCGGUAAUUGAAUAGGAUUUCAUUAUCUGGUAUAAUAGACCGUAACGAUCGAAAUACAUAUCAAGAGUAGAAGCAGUGGGUAUGUCACGUGAGAUUUCUUGUUAUCUCCUUCAAAUCCGAAAUGACAAACUAAACAGGGCUUUCAAACAAAAUUGUUGUCAAAUUGCCAUAAGAAGAAACUCUAUAGCAUUUUCUAUUGACUCCGAUGUCACUUAUAACUGUUCGUUUUUGUGCCAAGACAAGUAGGUGUGCUUAACCCCUUUUAAUGGUUAAAAAUAAAUUUUGGAAUAGCUACAAGUUAAGACUAGCUAAUAAAAAAACACAGUUCCAGCGAUGUUAGUAGAGGGCUUGAUAUUGUUAUCAGCGCAGCACAGAUCUUCAUUCUUGAAACCAACAGAGAAGACAACAGCUUUUAUCAGUGCAAAUGAACCAAGAUUUAUCUAUACUGCGUCAUAACUUGCUAUCUAGGCAUAAAGUAUGCAUGAAACUGCAGUGUCAUAGAAAGUAAACCCCAGGUCAACCUCAUAAGCACUAGGUACUGUGGUCACCUUCCGUGCUAAACAGCAAUCAUCUUAAUUUUGCAUUCCCAUCCUUAAAGCAUUUAUAAAUCUUUCAACAUUUUCAAAAAGAGGUUCUUUUUUCAAUCAGUUAUUCUUAGAUCGUGGCCUGAAAGAUUUCUUUGUUAAAAAGGACUUAAGUUCUUGAAUAAUCUCCAUGCACAGAUACCAGCUAAGGCAACCAUCUGUUCUUGAUUACGUCAUAAAUAGAUAUGCUUAUUGUCAGACCGUAUAUCCUGGUCAAAACAAGAAGCAUUUUUACGUGCGAUAUAUAUGCACUUUUGUGAUAUAUAAGUCAAAGGUGUUACUUACUACUUGCGUUUCAUCCUUCUAGAUCAUCAGAAUUAAUUUCGCACCUCCCUAUAAGAUUCGCUUUUUCACAACUCGGGACGCUUUGACAUUACUCGGGAUAUCACGCAUUUGACAUAUUAUUGCGUUAGCAAUCGCCCUAAGGCCCUUGCAAAACGCACGUGUUUACAUUGACAUUGAACUUACUAUUCCUUUAACAUAGGCGUCUUCUUUUAUAAGGUUUAUGUUUCAAAAUUGCAUUGUUCCUUCUACAAAUUUCGAUGCUGAAUUUUCUAUUGCACGAUGCAAAUUGUGUUACUAGCUUUCGGCAUCCUUGUGUAUGACUACAGUUGCCGAAUGCCGAAGCAUUGAUGACCGUUUAAAGAAUAAUGUUGCUCUUCCUAAACAUCAGAUUGGUGAAAUUAGGUGAAUGGGGACGUUUUGGAGGGUGGAUUUCAGCGACGUUUUUGCAACUUAGCUUAAGUCACUUUAAAAACCUAUUGCAUCAGAAGUAGCAAUUGCAUUGAUGAUGUCAUUUGAGUUGUUGUUAUUGUUGCUGUUGUUGCUGUUUCAUGUAAUACGAUGUAGACAACUAUAAAAGUGUUCAUCACCAAGCACAUCAUCUUUGUAGUGUUGUUGUUUUGUUAUCAGGUAGUAGUGUUAAGUGCUUGUGCGAACAUCUUUACAAGGCAUUCACAAAGAAUGACAUUUAAUAAGCUCACUGCAGAGUAACACAAAGAAACAAAACAUAAUCAAUGCGAUCAAAUAACAACUAACGUUAUUAUGAGUUUGGUGCUGU
Molecule: messenger RNA, 4268 nt
Organism: Rhopilema esculentum
Lineage: Eukaryota; Metazoa; Cnidaria; Scyphozoa; Rhizostomeae; Rhizostomatidae
Biological process (GO): action potential; potassium ion transmembrane transport
Cellular component (GO): membrane; voltage-gated potassium channel complex
Molecular function (GO): ligand-gated monoatomic ion channel activity; delayed rectifier potassium channel activity
Source: RefSeq, a predicted model, not a curated record